AUGCUUCUCACCAGUGUCGGUAUUGCCUUCGUUUUGUCCUUUUUCGGGCAAAAUAUUGCUGCGAUCCAGGUCUGGGACAGUCUAGAUGACAUCCCUACCGCGGUCCCCUCUGAUUGUCGAAAUGCCCUAACUUACAAUAUUACUUGCGCGAACAGCCUUGUUACUGCACAGGAUGCUGUGAAUGGGGCCGCACUGGUUGGGGUGGCUGCCAAGACAUAUUGCACGAAAGAAUGUCACGAUUCCCUCCAGACCUUCCAGGAGAGCAUCUUUUCGGCCUGCGGAAAAAAGCAGUACCAGUUAUACAAGAACAGCACGACAACGCAAUCGCCCGCAGUGGUAGCCGAUGGGUUGGUGUGGGCGUAUAGCCUGAUGUGUAUCCAAGACGCGUCUGGGUACUGUUUGGCUGAUCUCUACAAUCGGACCAAGGCCCCAUGUUCUGAUUGCACCCUGAAUUACGGCUCGGUCAUGAUGAGCUCUGAUUACGGACGCAACAAGUUCCCACCGGCCGCCUUCUCGUCAUUGCUUUCGUCUUGCAGCGUUCCCGCCUCGAGCUAUCCGUAUACGUACACGCCUUUGCCAACGGCGACCACGACGGUAUCCACGCCCACAGGCGCAACAUCGACCACCGCCCCACCGACUUGUACUGGUCACACCUAUAUAUCGAUCGAAGGGGAGACUUGCAAGUCAAUUUCUAAAGCCAAGUCUGUCAGUACCGAUCAGCUUAUCAAGGUGAAUAAACUUGACUAUUCAUGCUCAAUGCUCGCUCCUGGGACCCCGCUCUGCAUCCAAGACACCUGUACUGUGUUUACAGUGCAGCAGAAUCAAACAUGCAAUGAUAUUAUCAAAGCCCACUCAUUUGGAUUGGUGCAACUGAUAGGAUGGAAUCCGCCCCCAGGAGGAGGAGAGUUCAACCUCCCCAACAGCACAAAUAAAACAUCCACCGGGCUUCCGUCUUCUUUAAUUACCUCAUGGGUACCAGGAACUCCGGUAACAACAAUGGAUAAUAUCACCACUUCAUGGUAUUCGCCUAUCAUUGAUCCAAAUUACACGCCUUCCAUUCCCACAUUCACGCCAAACGCCACACUCUCAAGCCUUCUCGCUGAACGAACCAAGUACUGCUGGAUUACGGCCGAAGAUGAGAACAACGGCUUUAUCCCAGAGGAUGAUCUAUCGGAUAAAUGCUAUUCGCUUUACGAAACUUAUUGUGAUUUGGGCCCUACAGACCCAAUUCCCUCCGCAUCCCCGAGCGCCAUUCCUACCAGCUGCACGCCUACCUCGAGCAGUGCCAGCACAACAGAUGGCUCUCCAGCAACAACCACUACUUCUGGCAUCGCCACUCCAACGCCCACGCAGCCAAACAUGACAAAAGGCUGCACCAAGUUCCAUAAGGUGGUUGACGGUGACAACUGCGCGGCAAUCUCGAAGGAAUACGGGAUCUCACAAGCUGACUUCCUGACAUGGAACCCAGACGUGGGAGCCGAUUGUAAAAAUCUGUGGCUUGACAAUUAUGUCUGCGUGGGCUUGACACCGACGUCUACUAGUGGUACCCCUCCAUCCACAUCCACUACUUCUGGCAUCGCCACUCCAACGCCCACGCAGCCAAACAUGACAAAAGGCUGCACCAAGUUCCAUAAGGUGGUUGACGACGUGGGAGCUGAUUGUACAAAUCUGUGGCUUGGCAAUUAUGCCUGUGUGGAGGCUAGCCCAAGCUCUAACCCCAGCCCUACCACCACACUGAGCCCUUCACCGACCUCUGAGGUGACGCCGACGCCCACCUUGCCGAAUAUGGUCGAUGGCUGUAUUCAGUUUCACAAGGUUGAGAAUGGAGACAUAUGUGCAAGUAUCGCAACGCAGUACGGGAUCUCACAGGCCGACUUCCUCGCGUGGAAUCCCUAUGUGGGAGAUGGCUGCAAGAAUUUGUGGCUUGGCUACUACGUAUGUGUGGGUAAGCAGUAG
Molecule: messenger RNA, 1956 nt
Organism: Penicillium oxalicum
Lineage: Eukaryota; Fungi; Ascomycota; Eurotiomycetes; Eurotiales; Aspergillaceae
Product: LysM peptidoglycan-binding domain-containing protein
Exons: 4
Coding region: 1-1956 (651 amino acids)
Source: RefSeq, a predicted model, not a curated record